Lactuca virosa is the source of this 721-nucleotide messenger RNA. NCBI's taxonomy places the organism in Eukaryota, Viridiplantae, Streptophyta, Magnoliopsida, Asterales, Asteraceae. The record is from the annotation of a GenBank genome assembly.
AUGUUUGAAUCGUUCAGAAACUUUCACCUUUUAUAUCAAAGUCACUAUCAUUGCUAUAUUGAUAGAUACAACGGGACGAUUAACGGGAAGUUGAUACAAGAAGACAUGGAUCAAGAACAAAGUGUGGCGAAUGAUAUAAAUAAAAUUCUAAGGGGGAUUGCGUCCAUGUCGAACACGCUCGAAGAUCUGAGCAGCCGUGUACAACAUAUGGAGGAGGAGUUGCAAAAAAUUCAAAAAAAUCAACCUGAGUUUCCUCUUAUCUCAGAUGAGGAGCCCCAAGAGGAAACCUUCGUCCCACCCCCUUUCCCUGAGAAUAUUGAAGAUCUUGAUGUCUUUUGUGAGUGGGUGGCGAAUGUGGAAAAUUUUUUCCAGGAGAAUAUGAUCUCAGAGUAUAAACAAGUACCACUUAUAGUCGGCACAUUGCCAUCGGAAGAAGGGGGGGUUCUCUCAUGGUGGAAACAGAUCUAUGACCUAGACUAUCGUAUCGAUAAAUAUUAUCUGAUUAAGUGGAAAGAGAUGAAGAAGAUGUUAAUGGUUCGAUACCUUUCUCCAGAUUGUUUGGAAACCAACAAGGACCCUCCUCUUAAGAAUAUAGACUAACAAUGUAAGGGAGCGUUUGGAUCAAACUUUCCAAUUGACUGAUUUGGAAUUUACGCAAGGAAAUGGAAUUGCAUGUAUUUUGGAGUUUAAGGAGAUUGAAAUCCUUCUGGUUGUUUGGUUG